This is a messenger RNA of Penicillium verhagenii, 540 nucleotides long. RefSeq lists its product as uncharacterized. The transcript has 2 exons. Lineage: Eukaryota; Fungi; Ascomycota; Eurotiomycetes; Eurotiales; Aspergillaceae. The coding region runs from base 1 to 540 and encodes 179 amino acids. The record is from RefSeq and is a predicted model, not a curated record.
AUGCUGGUCUUCGGAUGGAAGAGCAAAGACGUGUUCCCCGUCUCAGGCGGUCGGGUCGGUCAACGAGCUGGAAGGUGGGAUUUCCGCCAAGUAGAAUUGGCCCCUCUUGGGUCGUGGACUCUACGUCGUGGAGAUAUUGUCAAUGUAGACACCAGACACAGCACCGCCUUUGCCAAGGUUUCUGAUGUUCGAAGCCUUGAUGAUGGCCGCUUUCUUGUGGUUUACUGUUGGCUAUAUACUAGGGAGGACAUCCUUGAUGAGCUCAAGAUUGACAGCGCUGUCCCUUCGUCGGCUCUUGCCAAUUUGAAUCAGAUGUGGCCACCCGGAGUGCGCUACAGCUACAUGCUGAGCACUAACCGAACAAUAACCAUCUGGGAUACUGCUAUUGAGCGCGUCCCACCAGAGAUUUCGUCCAGUCUAUGCUACAGUGCAAUUUACAGCACGACACCUACGUCGCGUCGGAUUUGGAGCAUAGACAACAAACGGUUUCAGUGGAUGAAGAAAAUUCUCCACCUUGAACCCGGAGAGACAGUGGCAUGA